This is a messenger RNA of Rotaria sordida, 882 nucleotides long. NCBI's taxonomy places the organism in Eukaryota, Metazoa, Rotifera, Eurotatoria, Philodinida, Philodinidae. The record is from the annotation of a GenBank genome assembly.
AUGGUCGCGUUUUUCGAUGAUUUACCUGAUCUAACAUUGCUCGAAAUAUUGUCUUAUCUAUCUUGUGCAGAUGCUUUAUGGACAUUCAGUACACUUAAUAGCCGUCUAACAAUGUUAUUACUUGAACGAGGCGUCAAUCGUCAUGUUAAUUUGUCAUCUACUCAAUAUUAUCAAUUUCAAAAACUUUUACCUUUACUUCGAUUAAAUGAAAUAGAUUCACUUAUUAUUGACUGUUAUGCAUCAGCUCUUCAACUGACAAAAUGGCCCUAUUUACCUCAUUUAAAAAAACUACAAAUAAAAGAAUGGACAUUACUAGAUAUGUUGACUUCGACAAGAGUUAUGCCUAUUUUACGACGAAUGACUUUUUCUAUUGUUAUUAAUGCUGUUGAUCUGAAUCACAUGAAUCAUUCAGCCAUCUUCACUGACUACCGUCAUGUUGAUGUUCAUUAUGCAUUUAUUUUCGAUGAUAAUCGAUCACAUAGUGAACUUAGCAAAUUUGUACCAUAUAGUAGUCAAUCUCAUCCGCGAGAGAUAGCUAGUGGAACGUUUAUUUCUGAAUGUUGGCCUGAUAGUCAAUCAUUCAAAACUCCUGGUGAAAAAUAUGGAAAAAAACCGAAAAAUCGACAACACCUCUUUUACACAUUACCAUGGACCUUUAAUGAAUUUCAAUUAUGUGUUCCAGAUAGAUGUAUUAGUGAAUUACAAGUAUUUACAUCAUUUUCAUCGGGAAAUAAAACUUUUUAUUCUCGUCUUCGCAAAGAAAAAAUUCAUAAUAAACAAAAUGGCACAUUUGACUAUUAUUUAUUUGCUCGUUCAAUAAAUCGUCAUUCGGAUUUAGUAACUAAAGAAGCUAGUGAUGAAUAUUUACAAAAUGAAGCUUAA